This is a messenger RNA of Alternaria postmessia, 909 nucleotides long. RefSeq lists its product as uncharacterized. The record is from RefSeq and is a predicted model, not a curated record. Gene Ontology annotation, molecular function: ammonium channel activity. The transcript is spliced from 2 exons. Gene Ontology annotation, biological process: ammonium transmembrane transport. The coding region runs from base 1 to 909 and encodes 302 amino acids. Lineage: Eukaryota; Fungi; Ascomycota; Dothideomycetes; Pleosporales; Pleosporaceae. Gene Ontology annotation, cellular component: plasma membrane.
AUGGUAUGGGGUGGUGGUUUUCUCAUGGAUCUAGGCGUGGUGGAUUUUGCGGGCGGUACGCCAGUGCAUAUUAAUUCUGGAGCGACAGCGACAGCCUUGUCCGUAUAUCUCUCAUACCCGUUGUUCCGCUCACGCAAGUCGUCGACCCGAACGCCAUCCCAUUUGGUCGUCCACCGUCCUGUCAACUCGCUUUGCCAACUUCUCGCUCUGAUCAGUAUUUGGGGUUCGUGGCUGGCUUUUGAUGCUGGGACGACUCUGGCAUUCAACUUCAAGUCCGUAAUGGCCUUGUGUGUUACGAACCUCUGUGCUGCAAGUGGGUCGCUCACGUGGAUGGUUUACACCUACGUGGAAGUGGGACGCUGGAGUCUAGACUCAUGCUUUAUGGGUGCCAUCUCUGGACUCAUCAUGAUUACGCCUUCUGCAGGCUUUAUCGACCUGCCAACAGCCUUCCUCUUUGGUAUACUUGGUGCGUUGUUUUGUCGUCAAGCGCUUCGUAUCAAGUUCAGUGACUUUGCUCGACGCUGGAGAUGGGUUGACCACGGCGACACCUUCGCAACACACUGCCUUGGUGGUAUUCUAGCAACAAUCUCCACCGGCUGUUUUGCGCAGAAAGAAGUCGCUGGUUACGAUGGGUUCACCGAAAUCGUUGGCGGAGUGUUCUUCGACGGCAAUGUACGGCAGCUUGGUAUUCAGGUUCUGGAAGCCCUCGUCGGAUUCUCGUGGUCGUUCAUUGGAAGCUACGUCAUGUAUGCGCUCAUUGACUGUGUACCAGGCUUCGAGGUUUUAGCUGAAGAUAAGGACAUCAUUGCAGGCUUGGAUGCAAGUCAAAUGGACGAAGAGACGCUAUGGACCGAGACGCAGAAGUACUACCCCUACGCCGACCGCGAAGGCGAGCUGCAUCUCGACUAA